Messenger RNA from Lingula anatina, 2148 nucleotides. RefSeq names its product heterogeneous nuclear ribonucleoprotein F. The record is from RefSeq and is a predicted model, not a curated record. Lineage: Eukaryota; Metazoa; Brachiopoda; Lingulata; Lingulida; Lingulidae. Gene Ontology annotation, molecular function: RNA binding.
AAAAAAUUCAAUUCUUUUGUGAACUCCCUGCAUUCCCCACUCACGCUGUGGACGCCAUUUUGGUAAAUUGUUGAUGUUGUCAGAUACUGUUCACUAUCCAGUUAAAACAUAAUGAAUCCAGAUUGUAAAGAGGACGAGGAAGAAGGGUUCAUUGUCCGUGUACGUGGUUUACCGUGGUCUGCAACUCCCGAGGAGAUUGUCAAGUUUUUCAGUGAUUGCAAUAUACCUGAUGGAGAGAAUGGAGUUCAUUUCACAUUUUCUCGAGAUGGCAGGCCAAGUGGAGAGGCAUACAUCCAGCUAUCAUCUGAGGAAGACGUAGCCAAUGCAGUGGCUAAACACAACCAACACAUGGGCAGGAGGUAUAUAGAAGUGUUCCGAUCCAAACAGAGUGAGAUGGAGUGGGUAGUGAAGAGGGCAGGUCCCAACCAAAUGGUAGGAGGAGAUGCCGUCAUUAGGCUGAGAGGACUACCGUUUGGAUGCUCAAAGGAAGAAAUAGCACAUUUUUUCACAGGGUUGGAGAUAGUACCUAAUGGUAUAACGCUACCACAAGAUGGCCAGGGGAGGACAACGGGGGAUGCUUAUGUCCAGUUUGCGUCACCAGAUUUAGCAGAGCGGGCCUUAGAAAAACACAAGAAAACAAUAGGGCACAGGUACAUAGAGAUAUUUAAGAGCAGCUUACAGGAAGCCAAAAAUGCCAUGAACAUGAUGCAGAGAAUGGAGAUGAUGUCACGGAUGGGUGGCGGCGGUGGAGGCCGCAUGGGCAGUGGUAUGGGGAGACCUGGACCAUACGACAGGGUGGAUCGAUUUGGUGGUGGCAUGGGAGGCGGCAUGGGCAGUGGAAUGGGGAGUGGCAUGGGUGGAAUGGGUUCCUAUGGAAACCGAGGAAGAGGAAGGAACAUCAAAGGCUUUUUUGACGAUGACUAUGAUGAUUACGGCAAUGGUUUUGGUGGAGGUGGCGGAUAUGGAGGUGGAAAUUUUGGUGGAAAUUUCCGCAAUAGGCGAGGAGGUGGCAUGGGAGGAGGCAUGGGAGGCAUGAGUGGGGGGAUGAACAGAGGAUCCAAAGGUUUUGGUGGAAAAGGAGGAGGUGGCUUUGGUGCAGGGACACCGGGCAGCAACUUCAACAGUCAGACUGGUCACUCUGUCCACUGCAGAGGCCUGCCAUUCCAAGCUACAGAGCAAGAUAUUCUGGACUUUUUCCGCCCAUUAAACCCAGUGAAUGUGGUCAUUCAUUUCCAACCCAAUGGAAGGGCCACAGGGGAGGCAGAUGUGGACUUUGCCACCCAUGAAGAAAGUCAAGAGGCCAUGAAAAAGGAUAAAACUAACAUGGAGCAUCGGUACAUAGAGCUCUUCCUGAACUCCACGCCCCAGGGUCGCCAAGGAGGGGGCGGCGGAGGGGGAAACAUGGGAAUGAGUAAUAUGGGCAACAACAUGGGGAUGAACAAUAUGGGAGGAGGCUUUGGAGAUGGAGGUAUGAGCAGCUACAGUACCAGUAUGGGCAGUGGCCUAGGUGGCAUGAACAACAUGGGCAGCAGUAUGGGCAUGGGGAACAGUAUGAUGGGGAAUCCCAACUAUACAGCUUUUUAAGAACAUGGCUGCCCCAAGCGGGCUGGUUGUACAUGUGCCCACAUAAACUGAGAAAGGAGCUUCUCAAAGACAAUAUAAACUUCAUAUGAGGCAUUCUCAGAGCCGGGAGGAUAUGGCGAUUAUUUCAACAUUUGAUGGGGAUUGCGAUGGAUGCCCAAAUAAAAAGAACGUUUCUUUCCCUGUUGUAGCAUUUAUAAAAUCGUUUUGUCAUAUUCUUUUCUUUUUUUUUCUUUUUCUGUUUUUUUAUUAUAUGACAUACAUUUUGUACUUUCUCAUAAGUAAUAUAUAGAAAUUUUUUAUAGGAGAAAGGAACAUCAUACACUUGUGGCUAUCAGAGAAGUAUAAAGGGUGACAAAGGUCUUGUAAGAGCUUCAAGAUUAUCCAAAAACGUCACAUUUCUCUAUUAUUUAGCAGUAUCAGUUGUGUUGGGACAGUCUUUAUUGCACUUAAAAGCAAUGUCUGUCUAAAUGAAGUUAUAUAGAAAAGUAUAUUUUAUUGUGGACGUUGUAAAAUUUCAUCCCAAUAUGCCUUUGUAAUAAAAUCAAAUGUUUUAGCUUUUAGUUA